Messenger RNA from Staurois parvus, 293 nucleotides. Lineage: Eukaryota; Metazoa; Chordata; Amphibia; Anura; Ranidae. The record is from the annotation of a GenBank genome assembly.
CAAACAAAAAAAAAACCUCUCUAGCAAUACACACCAAACUGAGCAUGUGCAGAGUGUCUCCACACGAUAUGUCUUAUCAGGAGAUAAGAGGGGGACACCGGAAGAAGGGAAGGAUCACAAAAGUCAGGAUCAAACUGCAUUUUUACACAUUGCAAAGGAUUAACCCCUUAGGUUCCACAGUGAGUGUAACAAGCAUGCUUUACUGCCAGGGGCGGACUGACAACUCAUGGGGCCCCUGGGCAAUAGGGGAUCAUGGGGCCCCUGUGUCCUUGCCCAAACUCAAAAAAGCCUAU